ACCAUUAAUUCCAAUUACUUCUUUUUCUUCUUCUACUCAAUCUUGCUGAUCAACAAUAGUAGUAAUGGCACCAAACAGCAUAAAAAAACUCAGGAAGCUGCCUCACGUGUUCAGCAAAGUCCUUGAAUUACCGAUCCCGUCCAACGCGGAUGUCGAGGUGGAAGAAAACCCCGAAUUCUUCCGCUUCAUGGCGAAAAUCGAGCAGCAUGGUGAAAAUAUUCGUAAUGUGAGGGCGCAAACAGUGGAGAUUCAUCCAGGGAUUACAAAGAUAGUAGUGAGAAAUGGUGGUGAAGCGGAGCUACUGAUGUUGGACCAAUUGAAUGUGGACACGUGGAGAUUUAGGUUACCUGCGUCCGCAAAACCGGAGCUGGCUACGGUUGUGUUUGCGGACGGGGAGCUAAUCGUAACGGUGCCGAAAGGUGUGAACGGUCGUGGAGGGUACGGAGGGAAGGAUGUUUUGGUAUGCCGCGGAAAUAUCACGCUUGUUCUUGUACAAUAGUUAAGACAAGAGUAUAAGCUAGAGCUCCCCAUAUAUUGAUAUUAUUUUCUUUUUAGUUUCUAAAUCUUAGGGACGAAAUGAUAUAUUUCUAUAUUUGAAAAUAAUUAUGUUUAAACUUCUAUUUCAUCCUUAUAAUAAAAAAUACAUUAUCAAAUAAGCAGAUCCAGAACAUGUUUACAAAACCAUAUACAAAAUUAUUCAAAACUUAAAUCAAAGGAAAUUCCAAGGUGAAUUUUUUGCCAUGAUGUUUAGUAAAUUACCAUUUUUU
Messenger RNA from Solanum stenotomum, 767 nucleotides. RefSeq lists its product as uncharacterized. Bases 65 to 499 code for a protein of 144 amino acids. The record is from RefSeq and is a predicted model, not a curated record. NCBI's taxonomy places the organism in Eukaryota, Viridiplantae, Streptophyta, Magnoliopsida, Solanales, Solanaceae. The transcript has a single exon.